Messenger RNA from Stylonychia lemnae, 531 nucleotides. The record is from the annotation of a GenBank genome assembly. NCBI's taxonomy places the organism in Eukaryota, Ciliophora, Spirotrichea, Sporadotrichida, Oxytrichidae.
AUGAAAAUUUCUAAGAAAAUUUGCUUCUUUAUAGCCCUUCUAAUUUAUGUGACUUAGCAACAUCAUUAUAGUUACCGCAAGGAAUAGCAUGCUGUUAUAUAGCAAAACAUUCAUAACAAGUAAAACAAUCAAGAUUAUCAUGCAACAGAUUUAGACUGGUGGAAAUCUCUAAAAGGAUAAUCCGUUAAAUCUAUUGCGUAACUUGCAUUAAUGCUUUACAAGUAAAUUAAAGGAAAGCAUUUGUUUAUUCAUUUCUACUCCAAAGAUAGUUGGAAAUGCUAAAGCAUGAGGGAUGAUUAUAAUAAGGCGGUUGACUAUAUUUGGGAUGAGUACAGAGGAUAAGUUGCUUUCAUUGCUGUGGAUAUAGAUGAAGUACCAGAUAUGGUUUAUAAAUUCUAGAUUAAGACUUUUCCUAUUUUGAUAUAUGUUGCUCCAUUAUCAGAUAUAGGAGAGACAUCGAGAUUCAAUUACUUGAGAAACUUUGAGAACUACAAGUAAUUUAUGAUUAAUAUGAUUGAAUAACACAUGUGA